GGAAAAUAUUCUUUUCAGUAUAUUCGCAAAUCUUUAUCGGUUAGCAUCGCGAUUCGCGGGAAAAUCGUGCCGAUAUUCUUCAGAGAGAGAGAAAGAGUGCUUCCGCCCAAGUUUCGGGCCAUCAGAUAGAGGAAUAAAAUAGUGUUAGUUUUUUUUUCGGGUUAAGUUCGGAGAAGAAACCCGCAAGAUCGACGAUAGUGACCGAAUAGUGCGAGAAAAAAAGAAAAACAGGAUUGCAAGUGGUUUUGAGUGGGUUCAGUUGUCUGUUAAAACACUCACCGAGUAGUGCAGUCGAGUGCAGUCCGUGCAGGCUCAAGUUCACGAGCGGGUGCGCCAAACCGUUCAGAUCCCCCAUCCCUUUUCCCCUGGAUCGCAACUCGCAUGCCAUGCGCGAUUCAAUUUCGCAGUUUUUCUCUUCAGCAGCGAGCCACCACCAUGACUGCCGGAAACACAGUUCAGAUUCCGACAACAGCUUUGCAGGACAUGUUUCAAUUAAAGACGUAUCAAAUGCAAGCUGGGGCUCCCAAAUCAUCGGCAACGGAGCAAAAGAUCCCAACGGGAGCAUCGGGCGAGGGGCGUCCGAAGCGGCAGAGACCGACUCAUCAGGGACCGGGGGGAUGCGGGACUCGCUGGAGGGGUCGGGCUCAGCGCAGAACGACCUUAUUCACCUCAAGAGACGGGUGGGACUCUUCAGUGGGGUGGCUUUAAUUGUCGGAACGAUGAUCGGGUCUGGAAUCUUUGUAUCGCCAUCUGGCUUACUGGUGCGAACUGGUUCCGUUGGUGUGAGCUUUAUUAUAUGGAUGGCCUGUGGAUUGCUCUCAUUGUUAGGUGCAUUGGCGUACGCUGAGUUAGGCACGAUGAACACAUCCUCCGGAGCAGAAUGGGCCUACUUCAUGGACGCAUUCGGCGCCUGGCCGGCCUUCCUGUUCUCGUGGGUCUCGACGUUGGUACUCAAGCCAUCCCAGAUGGCCAUCAUCUGCCUGUCGUUUGCGCAGUACGCCGUCGAAGCCUUCGUUGCCGAAUGCGAUCCACCGUUGACUGUUGUGAAAAUGGUUGCAAUAUUGGCGAUUGUGAGCAUUUUAUUUGUAAAUUGUUAUAGCGUUAAUUUAGGGAUGGCAGUACAAAAUGUCUUUACCUCUGCAAAACUGGUUGCGGUGCUGAUCAUCAUUUGCGGCGGCGCCUACAAACUGUUCCAAGGCAACACCCAACAUCUACAGCAUGCAUUUAGCGGACCGACGCCGUCGCUCGGAGCGAUCGCGACGGCCUUCUACACCGGUCUGUGGGCCUACGACGGGUGGAACAAUCUGAACUACGUCACCGAGGAGAUCCAGAAUCCGAGCAAGAAUCUACCCCGCUCGAUCAUCAUCGGCAUUCCGCUGGUGACGCUGUGCUACGCGCUGAUCAACCUGUCCUAUCUGGCCGCCAUGUCCGCGACCGAGAUGAUCGAAUCGGAAGCCGUGGCGGUCACCUUUGGCAACCGUAUCCUGGGCGCGCUGGCUUGGCUGAUGCCGCUCAGUGUCACCAUCAGUACAUUUGGCAGCGCCAACGGAACCCUGUUUGCCGCCGGAAGGCUGUGUUUUGCCGCUAGCCGCGAGGGACACUUGCUGGAUAUUCUGUCGUACGUGCACGUUCGCCGUCUGACACCGGCUCCCGGACUGAUUUUCCACUCGUUGAUUGCCGGUGCGAUGGUCAUGUACGGCACCAUCGACUCGCUGAUCGAUUUCUUCAGCUUCACGGCCUGGAUCUUCUACGGUGGCGCGAUGCUGGCUCUGAUAGUGAUGCGUUAUACCAAACCCAACUACCCGAGGCCCUACAAAGUUCCAAUUAUCAUUCCAAUACUGGUUAUGAUCAUUUCCGGUUACCUAGUGGUGGCGCCCAUCAUCGAGAAGCCACAAAUCGAGUACCUGUACGCAGUGAUGUUCAUCUUUGCCGGACUCAUCUUCUACGUACCGUUCGUGCUAUGGGGCUACCAUCCCAAGUUUAUGGGCAACUUCACCCUCUUCUUCCAAAUGCUGUUUGAGGUCGUUCCGACCACUUCGAUGGCCAUGUUUGAUUGAACUGAUUGCACCUAUGGUAGGCAGCUUCGGAGCAGUUAAGGAGAACAGAGCUUGACACCAAAGAAAGAGAACAAUGGACGGACAAUUUGAGAGAAUGCACUUAAUCAAUCCAUGAAUUAUCAAACCCUUAAACACCCUACUAUUCAACACUAAUCAAUCUAUCGAACUGUGCAAGCAAAGUCAUACUGUUACUAAAGAAAAGCUGUAAUAAUCUUACAUUGCUUAUGAGAUGAGUAGAAUGAUAAAUUUACAAGCCAAGCCCCAUGGCUGGCGGUACACUUAAAGUGCACAUAAAUUUGAAUAGCAAUAACAUUGUAAACUAGGGUCAGCCCCGAAGAAUGUGCCAAUCAGCAGAAAAGCGCAAAGUUUGCGGAACCAUCCGGAAGGGAGUCGCGGAACAGUGCAAGCAAGAACAUCGAAUUACGUAAUCGUUUUUUGUCCAUGAUCACAUCCUAACAUCCAAACCACGUGAAACACUGAAACAACAAAACAAGCAACAGUAAAGACACAAACACUGCUCAAAAACAAAAGAUGAAAACCAAACAACAACCAAACCAAACCUGAAAACAGAAUGAAAUAUUUUCAUUUUUGUUUAAUUUUUUGGAAACAUAUACGUAUACAGGAGAAGAAACAAACGGUUCAGAAAAUGCAGAGAGAGAUAUUGGACGCCAUCUAUCUACAAACGCGCGCGUGCACUGUGCAUGCAAAAAAAAACAAAAGACUAUUUUUGUAAGGGAAACGAACCCGCAAAUCGGAGGAAAGACCAAUCAAUCAAUCAGAAUUUCUUUAAGGGAAAAGUUAACAUCUUCGUUUAGGCAGAUUUCUUUCUUUCUUACUUUCUGGGAAGAUUAGCGAGGAUGGAACGCAUUCUGCUGUGCAGCAGUAGUCAGCUGUUUAAUAUCUUCUAUGGUCUGUAUACUAUUUAGCGACGGAAAGUUUAUCUCGCCCCUUAACCGGUGAGAGUGGUUAAUGUUUUUACUCAGAAAAACAAGUGUGAUAUUAUGGAACGAAAAGAUAACUGAAUUUGGACGAUGAUUGGAAUAAUCGAUUUGGAUUUGAUUAGCAUCUCACUCACAUACUGCUUUAAUUGUAUGGCCAUUCUCGUUUGAAACCGUGGACUUUCGGGACUAUGAAAAAAAGGUAGAACAACUGAAUUAGGUUUUUCAAAUUGUUGAACUCCUCGCACCUUAAUCGGUGUUGAGAUUUCGUCAUUGCAGUAUUGUACAAAUCCAUACAAGAGAAGUUAUACUGAAUUUGAGUUGGCUUGGCUCUAACAAUCCUGACCUUCUUUUUCGAACACCAUCAGCGAACAAAAAGAAUCAUAAAGCGUUAUCCUCACAUAUCGGUGUCAAACGAAAACUAUUCCAGGAAUUUCACAAGUCUGAUACAUUAGAAAGAGAUAAUAUUGUAGGUUGUUCGGAAAAUACCGGCUUCGUCAAUACCAGCACCUAUUAUCGUCAGGGGCUUAAUGAAAGUCCUUGAGCGCUGGGUUCUUGCGAGAGGAUGCAUCAUGUUUCAAAUUGAGCGCUCAAUGACUAAAGUUACCCCUUGACGGUAAUAGGUGAAAGAAUUGACGGAUACAUAAAACACCCUCUCAACGUAAUUCUAUAUUCAAAUUUUAAUUCAGAAUGUUCUUAGGACUUCAUGUGGAAUGCAAGAUGCAGUGGCUUCAAUUUAUACAGAGAAAUUUCAUUUCACUCCUAAAGAGAGGUCCAGAGAACUCUCAGAAGAUUUCAAAAACAACUUCAUAGCCCACAGGGCAAACAAUUUACGUAAAAAAAUAAAAUACUUUAAAGUUCAAAAACCACAUCUUCAGUAGUGAAACGGUUUCAGCGAGAAAGAUUCAUAAAUGCCUAACUUUAAGACAUUUUCAAUUAGUAAAUGCAAUGAUUCAAACGUAAAAAAAAAUAAAAAUAUCCAUGGAAAUACUCAAAAAGUGAAGCUGCACGGAUCAUUCCCGAAUGGUCGUUCCCCGAAUGUUCUUGUAUAGUUAAAUAUUUUAGCUGUGGUUUUGCCUGUAUUUUUUUUUAUAGUCAUUAAAGGGUGGCAGGUAAAGGCCACAACAUUAUUUUUGGGGAACGACCAUUGCCUCGCCAGCUUGGUGCAGGAGUUGGCGAGACCGAAAUUGUUGGCAAAUCAGACACAAACAAGUCACACUUGUUUGGCAUCGCUUGAGGAAUUUUAAUCAUCUCUACUAGUAGGGUAACUGAUGAGUGAAUUUAAAGGGAAACCAUGAACACCCACGCUCGCUCUCACUGAGGGGCCCAAAGUGUUAGUUGUGAACUGUUGAGCUUUACAGGAAAAGAGAUCUUACUGUUGUAUAUAGGAUUUUAUUUUAUUUUUUUACUACAUAAUAUCAACAUGAUAAACUUGUGUCGUUUGUUUGUAAAGUGAGCAUAUGGUUCGAUCGGUACACUAUGGAGCUAUCAUUCCGUACCGGCGGAUCGUCUGAAAAUUAGUUUAGCUGCUUAUUUUUUUUAUUUAUUUUGCCCCAAUUUUGUACUUGAUUGCAGUUUAGUAGGCACUAGAAGCCAGAAAUCGAAGGCAACUCUUUUUUGAGAUUACAUAAUCGACAACUGAAACAGAGAUUCGCUGUGAACAUCCAAAUUGAGCUAGUUUUGAGGCUCUAUCGCUGGCAGAUCAAAGAUCUCGAAGACGAGAAGCGCCCCUUAAAAAAGUGAUAGUUUAGUAAGGUAACCAAUCUUAUGCAGCUGGAAAGCGAAACGUACUUACUGAUUUGGUAAAACAAAACCUAGAAUGGUUCAAAACAGAAGACGAUAAAGAGGAUACCACAAAUAUUGAAACAAGUUUAAAGCAACCAAUUUGGAAUAAAGAGUAAAUUAUUUUACCAAAC
Molecule: messenger RNA, 4911 nt
Organism: Ochlerotatus camptorhynchus
Lineage: Eukaryota; Metazoa; Arthropoda; Insecta; Diptera; Culicidae
Gene: sbm
Product: sobremesa
Exons: 11
Coding region: 387-2057 (556 amino acids)
Biological process (GO): amino acid transmembrane transport
Cellular component (GO): membrane
Molecular function (GO): L-amino acid transmembrane transporter activity
Source: RefSeq, a predicted model, not a curated record